AUGGCGAUUCCCGUGAAGCUGCUCGGCGGCAGCAGGCUGGUCCUGCUGUCCUUUAUUCUGGGGCUGUUGUUGGAAGCCCGGGCCGGGAAGAUCCGCUACUCGGUGCCAGAAGAGACAGAUGAAGGUUUCUUCGUGGGCAACAUCGCCAAAGACCUGGGGCUACAACCCCAGGAGCUGGAUGAGCGGAGAGUCCGCAUCGUCUCCAGAGGUAGGACGCAGCUCUUUGCUCUGAAUGCGCGAAGCGGCGGCUUGGUCACUGUGGGCAGGAUAGACCGGGAGGAGCUCUGCGCUCAGAGCGCGCGGUGUCUGGUGAGUUUUAACAUCUUGGUAGAGGAUAAAAUGAAGCUUUUCCCUGUUGAAGUGGAAAUAAUUGAUAUUAAUGACAACACUCCCCAAUUCCAGUUGGAGGAAUUAGAAUUUAAAAUGAACGAAAUAACCACUCCAGGCACCAGGAUCCCUCUGCCUUUUGGGCAAGACCUUGAUGUGGGUAUGAAUUCACUCCAGAGCUACCAGCUCAGCUCCAAUCCUUAUUUCUUUCUGGAUGUGCAACAGGGAGCUAAUGGGUCCCAACACCCAGAGAUGGUGCUACAGAGACCCCUGGAUAGGGAAGAAGAAGCUGUCCACCACCUCCUCCUGACUGCCUCUGAUGGGGGCAACCCAGUUCGUUCAGGAACUCUCCGAAUUUGCAUUCAGGUGGUGGAUGCAAAUGACAACCCUCCGGUGUUUACUCAAGAACAGUACCACGUGAGUGUCCCAGAGAAUGUGCCGCUGGGCACUCGACUGCUCAUAGUAAAAGCCGCCGACCCACAUGAAGGAGUCAAUGGGGAAGUAACGUACUACUUUCAUAAUAUAGACCACAAAGUGGCCCAGAUAUUUCAGUUGGAUUCUUACACAGGAGAAAUAUCAAAUAAAGAACCCCUGGAUUUUGAAGAAUACAAAAUGUAUCCAAUGGAAAUUCAAGCUCAGGAUGGUGCAGGCCUCAUGGCCAGAGCUAAGGUGGUGGUCAAAGUUCUGGAUAUAAAUGAUAAUGCCCCAGAGCUGAUCAUCACCUCUGUCACUACUGCAGUCCCAUAAAACUUUCCUCCUGGGGCCAUAAUUGCUGUUAUCAGCGUGCAAGACCAGGACUCUGGAGACAACGGUCGCACUAUAUGUUCCAUUCCUGAAAAUCUACCCUUUAAAUUAGAAAAGUUAGUUGAUAAUUAUUACCGUUUAGUGACAGAAAGAACACUGGACAGAGAACUUACCUCCAGGUACAACAUCACAGUAACAGCAACAGAUCAGGGAACUCCAACUCUAUCUACUGAAACGCACAUUUCAUUGCAAGUGACAGAUAUCAACGACAACCCCCCAGCCUUCCCCCAGGAUUCCUACUCCGCCUUCAUUCCGGAAAACAACCCCAGAGGAGCCUCUGUCUUUUCCGUGACAGCCCACGAUGCCGACAGCAAUGAGAAUGCACGAGUCACUUACUCCCUGGCCGAGGACACCAUCCAGGAGGCGCCUUUAUCCUCCUACAUCUCCAGCAACUCAGACACAGGCGUCCUGUAUGCGCUGCGAUCCUUCGACUACGAGCAGUUCCGGGAACUGCAGCUGAGGGUGAUGGCAUGUGACAGUGGGGACCUGCCACUUAGCAGCAAUGUAUCAUUGAGUGUAUUUGUGCUGGAGCAGAAUGACAACGCACCCGAGAUCCUGUACCCCACCCUCCCUACCGAUGGCUCCACAGGUGUGGAACUGGCACCCCGCUCUGCAGAGCCUGGCUACCUGGUGACCAAGGUGGUGGCAGUGGACAGAGACUCGGGCCAGAACGCCUGGCUGUCCUACUGCCUGCUCAAGGCCAGCGAGCCAGGGCUCUUCACGGUGGGGCUGCACACGGGUGAGGCGUGCACAGCGCGGGUGCUGCUGGACAGAGACACGCUCAAACAGAGCCUGGUGGUGGCCGUCCAGGACCAUGGCCAGCCCCCUCUCUCAACCACCGUCAUGCUCACAGUGGCUGUGGCUGACAGCAUCCCAGAUGUCCUGGCAGACCUGGGCAGCCUCGAACCCUCUGCCAACCCUAACGACUCCAGCCUCACUCUCUACUUACUGGUCGCUGUGACCGCGGUCUCCUGCAUCUUCCUCGCCUUUGUGAUCCUGCUGCUGGCGCUCAGACUGCGGCGCUGGCACAUGUCAUGCCUGCACCAGGCUUCGGGAGGUGUAUUGGCUGGCAUGCCUGCCUCACACUUUGUGGGCGUGGACAGGGUGCAGGCUUUCCUACAGACCUAUUCCCACGAGGUCUCCCUCACCGCAGACUCGAGAAAGAGUCACCUGAUCUUCCCCCAGCCCAACUAUGCAGACACGCUCAUCAGCCGGGAGAGCUGUGAGAAAAAGGAUUUUCUAUCAGCACCUCAGUCUUUACUUGAAGACAAAAAAAAAAAACAUUUUCUCAGGUAAACUUUUUGUAGUAAAUCUAUCUGGGUAAAAGUAAUUCCUGAGUUUGCUUACUUACUUUCCCUCUUUACUACUAACAGUUCUUAUAUUUACCAUAUAUCUAUGUAGAUUUCUAUUUACAAAUCCUGGGAAAUCAUUAUUAAGUGUUUAUAUCCAGCUAUAUUUAUAAUGGUUCUUUCAUUGAAAAGGAGACUGUAAUUAAUCAUAAUGUAGGUGGCUGGGAUGAAGAAUGUGUGUGAGGUGCCAUCUCGGUUGUGGAAAGAGCACUGCAUCAGAAACAAGGAGGUCUGGCUUCUAACAUUUUCUUGCUUGCCUCUGGCUGAAUAAUUUUAUUUUGCUGGGUUUACCAUUUCUUAUCCGGCAAGGACAGGGUUUGACUAGAAAAGGUCCACCAAUAUUUAUGUGACUAAUACUGUUUUAAAAUUUCCUUAAGUUAUAAAUACCUCCUAAUUUAUCCCUAAAUUUAAUGUAGAUGCCAUCUGUCAGGGUGCUAUUGAGGGAUAUUUGAAAAGGUAAAGAUUGUCUAAGGUAGUAUUUUUCGUUGUGAUAAUAUAAAAAUAUGGAAAUCUUUGUAAGCUGCAAAUUUCAAUUAUUGUUAAAUAUCUUAGCCCUUUAUUUUGAGAUAUUUUAUGUGUGCUGAAGAACAUCAAAUGUUUAAGUAACAUAUGAAAUGAAGUAAUAAAAUGAAUGACAUAAAAUUUACUAUGCAACUUGAGAAAUAGUUUUGAAGCCUCUUGACUUCUAUAUUAUGUCUGUAAUGGAAAUGACUAACAAAAAUCAAGUAUAUGUUCCAUUUUAAUGUGCAUCUUAACUCUUCACAAGAAAUGCAUCAUAGGGGAGUAAGCCCAUGCUUUUAAAUAGUUACUCUGCUCCAAUAAAUUAAAGAGAUAAAUAAAAUAUAAAAAGAGGAAAGCAAAAGCAUAAUAAGCCACAAAUAAAAGAUAAAUAUAUAAAUGGAACAAGGAUGGAACAGAAAGUGGUGAGCCAGGCUAAAGCUGUGGAGUUCUAGUCUUGGCUAGAUGCAGGCAUUGAAGGUCAGGAGAGUGUUCCAGCAGUGUAAUUGGAACAAAGUGCUUCAAGCUAAACAAGGGACCUGAGCCAGGCUUACUACUUGAAUCCAAAGUAAGCAAUUAGGCCCCUCAGCUAGUUAAAAGGGGAAAUCGCAUAAAAAUGCUGCCUACCAAUUCCUACGGUCAUAACUUGUUGCAAGCUGCAGACCAAGGGAGAGAAGUGGGUACAGAUUCUGGCUUCAGAAAAUGAGCACAAGUCUCAGACGUGAGCUGUGAUAUUCAGAAUUCCGCUGCUGCACACCUUGAAAGCGCCAUUAAAAGACCUAGUUAUGGCCUGGGACCUGGGUUCAGGAAGAAACAAUUUCAAAACCAUUAGAGACAGAGCACUGAACUGAGGAGGGAAGAAAAGAAGGGGAGAAAGUAGGAGAGAGAGCAAAUUAAAAAAAAAAAAAGCUCUUCCACUUAAAAUAAAGGUACAAACCAAAAUUUUGAAACACAUUGUCUUUUGGAUUUAUUAUUGCUAAUGAGAAAUUUUCUGUCAACAAAUUGUCAUUAUUUUGUAGGUAAUCUCUGUUUUUUCUCCGGUGGCAUUUAAAAAAUUUCUCUCAUUCUUGCUGUAUGUCUUAAGCAUGGAUUUUUAUUUUUAUCUUCUGUUUGGUACCAAGAGUACACUUUGAAUUAAUAAUGUAAGUUAUUUCAGUUUUCUUAGC
Molecule: messenger RNA, 4144 nt
Organism: Diceros bicornis minor
Lineage: Eukaryota; Metazoa; Chordata; Mammalia; Perissodactyla; Rhinocerotidae
Product: protocadherin gamma-A1-like
Exons: 1
Coding region: 1-1074 (357 amino acids)
Biological process (GO): homophilic cell-cell adhesion
Cellular component (GO): plasma membrane
Molecular function (GO): calcium ion binding
Source: RefSeq, a predicted model, not a curated record